UUGGAAAGUCAGAAGGCCUGUCAGAAUGUCAGUGCGCUGUAUAAACCCUGCAGAAUAGGAAGAAGAUUAGUAAUAAUAAAGGAAGAUUGAUCUCUAAAGAGGGAUAUUAUUAGAGGAAAGGUGAACCGAUAUAAAAGGUAACUAAAUCAAAGCAGGACACAAAGAGAGAACUGAGGGAAAUGCAAUAUAGUAGAGAGGGUAAAAUGUGCUUGAUAGAAGAUACAGACUGAGAAAAGGUGCUAGCUAGAUAGGGAGGAGGUGAAUCAGAAAAUAGUAAGGUGGUACCUAAAGAGUUAGUAAUGUAGCUGGAGAGGCAGGAAGAUAUAGCUGCAGAAAAGGGGUGAUACAGAGAGGGGAUAACUAAAAAAGAGUUACUAGCUGGAUGUAACUAAGGGAGGAUGAUACUUAGGAGAAAAGAGUAACUAUAGAGAGAGAGGAAGGUAAUCACUAGAGGGGAGGGUAUCUCUAGUGAAUAGAGUUCUGUAGAGAAAGGAAGGAAAACAAGGGAGAUGCAAAUAAGUAUAGCUAGAAAGAGGAGGGGGAAGCCAUGAACGGAGGGGCCAUUGCAGUGGGAAAGGGUAGCUAGACAGUAAAGUUAGGAUACUCUUUCUCAGGCAACUCCUUCACGUGAACCUACCACUUAUAAAGCAGCACUUGUUUAAGUCUUUAGAUAACCCUUACUCUCUAGAUAGCUGAAUAUUUGAGAGGAGGUUGCUAUCAAGGAAAAGAGAGUACAGAGUGCUGGCUAGGAAGGAGGUAACGGAAUGAGAGGUCACACAACUACAAUGUCACUAGAUGUAGAGUCUCGGUUGUCUCUUCUCAUGUCUCUGCUGAUGAAGAGGAGGAGGACUGUGAGGCUACAGCAUGGCAAUGAGCUUAGAAAGCUUGAGGCCUGGAGACGGAGGAGGAACAGAAUGAGGAUGUAUCAGCAACAGAGCCAGCAGACACUAACGCUGUUACUAAUGCGAGAAAGGGCUAUUAGCUAUUCCCUAGAAAAUCCCAACCACUGCUCUUUCCUGGUGAAUUUCCGGCCCUGUGAUUGGCUGGAUCGUUUUCGUUUAUCCAAGGAUACAUUCCUUUAUCUAUGUGAUCAACUGCGAAGUCAUCUGCAGUGCCCAGGGUUGGCCCCUGAGGAGAAGCUGGGCAUUGCUCUGUGGAAGUUGUCAAGCAAACCUUCAUGCCCUUUGUUGCAGAGUACGUUUAGGGUAGGCCACAAGGUUGUUUACAAGUGUGUGAAGGAGGUUUGCCAGGCUAUUGUAACUGUCUUGAAACCCACUUACCUUCACCCACCUAACGCUCAGGCAUUAAAGGACAUGGCACGUAUUUUCAAUGCCCGAUGGGGUUUCCCACAUUGUGUGGGAGCAUUAGGUUCAGUCCGCAUACCCUUGCCUGCCCGUGGCAAUGCAGAUGGUAGCCAUUUUCUAGUAUUGCAGGUUGCAGUGGAUGGGCAAGGUUUGCUAUGGGAUGCCGGUGCUAACUUCUCUAGUGGUUUGGGUACUGCAUCUAUCCUGGAGAACUCAUUACUUUGGGCAAUGGCACGUGAUGGUGGUCUACAGGCUUCGCUAGAGAACAUCUUUCUGGAUGUUGCACACAAUUAUUUCUUAUUAGGAGAUGCCACAUAUCCACUACAAGAUUGGCUGCUCACACCAUACCCACAGAAGGGUGGGCAGAGUGAACGGCAAGCCAGAUUUAAUCUUCAAUUAGAGCGGGCACGGAGUGUUGCAGAUAUUGCACUUUUACGUUUGCGGGCCCGCUGGCAGUGUCUCCUUGCUCCUUCAGGAUGUCCCCUUGUACCAACACUGGGACUGGCAUGUUGUGUGCUCCACAAUGUAUGUGAAACUCAUGAGCAAAGUUUCGACUCUCGUUGGUUGGAAGGAUUGGAGACGACAGACUCUCCUCAGGCUCUCUCACCUAGCUGUUCCUCUAUUACCACAGAUGUCCGAGCUGAAUUCUUACGGGACUCACUCUGCACUUACUUUGAGAGACAGACUGUGGGGUAAAACUAUAAAAAUAAAACGAACAAUGUUAAAAUUUAAA
This is a messenger RNA of Bombina bombina (fire-bellied toad), 2037 nucleotides long. RefSeq lists its product as uncharacterized. NCBI's taxonomy places the organism in Eukaryota, Metazoa, Chordata, Amphibia, Anura, Bombinatoridae. Bases 765 to 2000 code for a protein of 411 amino acids. The transcript is spliced from 3 exons. The record is from RefSeq and is a predicted model, not a curated record.